Molecule: messenger RNA, 450 nt
Organism: Hippocampus comes (tiger tail seahorse)
Lineage: Eukaryota; Metazoa; Chordata; Actinopteri; Syngnathiformes; Syngnathidae
Product: tyrosine-protein kinase receptor UFO-like
Exons: 4
Coding region: 82-450 (122 amino acids)
Biological process (GO): platelet activation; phagocytosis; multicellular organism development
Cellular component (GO): signaling receptor complex; plasma membrane
Molecular function (GO): ATP binding; transmembrane receptor protein tyrosine kinase activity
Source: RefSeq, a predicted model, not a curated record
UUUUUAAUUUUUUUCUUUGGUGCCCACUCAGUGAACAGUCUGGGCAUCAGCGACGAGCUGAGGCAGAAGCUCCAAGACGUGAUGGUGGACAGACACAAGCUGACGCUGGGCAAGACGCUGGGAGAAGGGGAGUUCGGCUCCGUGAUGGAGGGUCAGCUAACCCAGGAGGAUUCUGUUCUCCGAGUAGCCGUCAAGACCAUGAAGAUCGCCAUCUGCACGCGUUCGGAAAUGGAGGACUUUCUGCGAGAGGCCACCUGCAUGAAGGAGUUUGACCACGCCAACGUCAUGAGGCUGCUCGGCGUGUGUCUGCAGACGGUGGAGAGUGAAGGCUUCCCGUCGCCCGUGGUCAUCCUGCCCUACAUGAAACAUGGCGACCUGCACACGUACCUGCUCUACUCGCGCCUCGGAGACUGUCCCGUGGUGAGUGAUGCGAAAAACACAUUUUGUUAA